Molecule: messenger RNA, 846 nt
Organism: Gymnodraco acuticeps
Lineage: Eukaryota; Metazoa; Chordata; Actinopteri; Perciformes; Bathydraconidae
Gene: ctsa
Product: cathepsin A
Biological process (GO): proteolysis
Molecular function (GO): serine-type carboxypeptidase activity
Source: RefSeq, a predicted model, not a curated record
CCUGACGUCAUGUGACCUGCCGUCUUUAUUAUUCACUGUUGUCAGCUGCAGUCAGUCACAUGAAGUCCACCUGCUGAAGUGGACAGACAGAAAGACAGAAAGAUGGUGCUGUUGUUGUGUUAUUUCCUCUCCUCUCUGCUGGUUGUCAUGGCAGCACCGGCUGCAGACGAGGUAAAGUUCCUCCCCGGACUUCAGAAACAGCCAAGCUUCAGACACUUCUCUGGAUAUCUGAACGUGGCCGACGGGAAGCAUCUGCACUACUGGUUGGUGGAGUCCCAGGAGGACCCGUCCUCGGACCCCCUGGUGCUGUGGCUGAACGGAGGCCCAGGAUGCAGCUCUCUGGACGGACUGCUCACUGAGCACGGACCCUACCUGAUCCAGGAUGACGGAGCGACGCUGCAGUACAACCCGUACUCCUGGAACAAGAUUGCCAACGUGUUGUACCUGGAGUCUCCAGCAGGGGUCGGAUUCUCGUACUCGGACGAUAAAAACUACGUCACCAACGACACCGAGGUGUCGAUGAACAACUACCUGGCUCUGAAGGAGUUCUUCCGGCUGUUUCCAGAGUUCAGUAAGAGCGAGCUGUUCCUCACAGGUGAGAGUUACGGAGGAAUCUACAUCCCAACGCUGGCUGAGAGAGUGAUGGAGGACUCAACCCUCAACCUGCAGGGCAUUGCCGUGGGAAACGGGAUGUCGAGCUACGAGAUGAACGACAACUCUCUGGUUUACUUCGCCUAUUACCACGGGCUGCUGGGAAGCCUCCUGUGGAGCGAGCUGCAGACGUUCUGCUGCAGCGAGGGGACGUGCGACUUCUACAGCAACAAGAACAAGAACUGCACCGAGGCC